Molecule: messenger RNA, 942 nt
Organism: Fomitiporia mediterranea MF3/22
Lineage: Eukaryota; Fungi; Basidiomycota; Agaricomycetes; Hymenochaetales; Hymenochaetaceae
Product: mitochondrial carrier
Exons: 11
Coding region: 1-942 (313 amino acids)
Biological process (GO): malate transmembrane transport; succinate transmembrane transport; oxaloacetate transport
Molecular function (GO): thiosulfate transmembrane transporter activity; succinate transmembrane transporter activity; antiporter activity
Source: RefSeq, a predicted model, not a curated record
AUGUCGUCGAAUAACAGUGCACGCGAGGCCGUGUCGGCACAGGCUCCUGAAAUCAAGGACACGUCCCUCCAGCAGCAGCAGGUCCAAAAGAAGAAGCAGCCUUAUCCGUUCUGGCUUGGAGGUCUUGCUGCAACAAUCGCAGCAUCCAUCACACACCCCUUAGAUUUGACAAAGGUCCGCCUCCAAGCUUCGGGCGACAAGCGUAUGAUCGCCUCGUUGCAGAAAACUGUCCGCACCGCAGGCUUCCGUGGACUCUUCGACGGUAUCUCCGGAACGUGGUUGCGCCAGAUGAGUUACUCGCUUUGUCGGUUCUGGGCGUACGACGAGAGCAAGAAGAUCGUUGGGGCGGGUCCGAACGCACCGGCUUGGAAGCUCGCACUAGCUGGUAGUAUGGCGGGAGGGAUAGCCGGUUUAGUCGGGAACCCUGGUGAAAUCAUCAUGGUCCGACUCCAAGGAGAUUUCGCCAAACCGCCUGAAAAGAGGUUGAACUACAAGAAUUGUAUUGAUGGACUGUUCCGUAUGGUCCGUGAGGAAGGAGCAUCCUCUCUCGGCCGAGGUGUCGUUCCGAACGUUUUCCGUGCGGUGUUAAUGAAUGCUUCUCAACUCGCUUCAUACGAUUACUUCAAGUCCGAGUUAUUGAAGACGAAGUACUUCAAAGAUAACAUCUAUUGCCACUUCACGGCAAGUUUCGCAGCCGGUACAGUUGCAACGACUGUCUGUUCACCUGCAGACGUCAUCAAAAGCCGAAUCAUGAACGCCUCAGGCCCCGGAUCAAGUUCCACGAUGGCUGUGAUUCGGAAUUCGUUCAAGAAUGAGGGAGCGUUGUUUAUGUUUAAGGGAUGGGUGCCUGCAUGGACGCGUCUCCAACCGACGACGAUCCUCAUCUUCCUCACGCUUGAGCAGCUUAGACGCGGAGUGGACUGGUACCGUGGGGACUUAUGA